Oryza sativa Japonica Group (Japanese rice) is the source of this 2087-nucleotide messenger RNA. Its product is annotated as U-box domain-containing protein 39. Lineage: Eukaryota; Viridiplantae; Streptophyta; Magnoliopsida; Poales; Poaceae. Gene Ontology annotation, biological process: protein ubiquitination. The record is from RefSeq and is a predicted model, not a curated record. Gene Ontology annotation, molecular function: ubiquitin-protein transferase activity; protein binding.
AAAUGGCGCGUCUUGAAACGCUGUAGCGAUUGGCGUUGGCGACCACCACAAGUAGCCGUCGCUACAAACCACGGUGCGCAGCGCAUCCAAGCAAACAAACCAAUCACACGAGACGCAGCCGACGAACGCGUCCAUGGCCACCGCCUGGCCACGGUGGCGGCCGUCCUCGCCGCCGAUGCCGUCCUCGUCGUCGUCGUCGCCGUCGUCGUCGUUCACGGCGGACCCGCCGGCGGAGUUCCUCUGCCCGAUCUCCGGGACGCUGAUGGCGGACCCGGUGGUCGUCCCGCCGGGGCAGACGUUCGAGCGCGCCUGCAUCCAGGCGUGCGCCGCGCUCGCCUUCUCCCCGCCGGCCGUCGCCGCCGACCUCUCCUCCCUCCCGCCCUCCGCCUCCUCCCCUCUCGUCCUCGUCCCCAACGUCGCGCUCCGCACCGCCAUACUCAACUGGUGCGACCGCCUCUCCCUCCCCUACCCCGCCCCUCUCUCCCCCGACACCGCGCGCGACGUCGUCCGCCGUCUCAUGCCCUCGCCACCGCCUCCCCCGCCGAGGUCGCAGGCGCCGCCGCCCCCGCCGCCGGCCUCCUCCGUCCGGACGAGGAGCUACUACAGCGACGACCUCGUGCAGCAGCAGCAGGAGGCGAGGCGGGAGGGUGGGUCUACGGAGGAGAGGAUCAUGGCCAUGCUCGGCGCUGGCCCCGCGGAGCAGGAGGCGGCGAUGGCGUUGCUGCGGAAGAUGGCGCGGGAGAACAGGGAGAUGCGGAGGGAGCUCUGCACGCCGCGGCUCCUCGCCGCGCUCCGCCCGAUGCUGCUGUCCGGGGACGCCGGGGUCCAGGUCAACGCGGCGGCGGCGCUGGUCAACCUGUCGCUGGAGGCGGAGAACAAGGUGCGGAUCGUGCGGUCCGGGGCGGUGUCGCCGCUGGUGGAGGUGCUCCGCAGCGGCCACCCGGAGGCGCGGGAUCACGCCGCGGGCGCCGUAUACAGCCUCGCCGUGGAGGACGAGAACCGCGCGGCCAUCGGCGUGCUCGGCGCGAUCCCGCCGCUCCUGGAGCUCUUCGCGUGCGCCGGCGCCGCCCACCUCGCCCGCCGCGAGGCCGGCAUGGCGCUGUACCACGUCUCCCUCUCCGGGAUGAACCGGUCCAAGAUCGCGCGCACGCCGGGGGUGGUGCGGACGCUGCUCGCCGCGGCGGAGGCGGCGAGGGACGACCGCGCCAACGAGGCCGACGCCGCCGCCCUCCGCAGGAUCGCCGUGAUGAUCCUCGCGAACCUCGCCGGCUGCCCGGACGGGAGGACCGCGCUGAUGGACGGCGGCGCGGUGGCCGCCGUGGUGAGGCUGAUGAGCAGCGGCUCCGCCGCGCCGGGGAGCGCGGAGGAGGAGUACUGCAUCUCGUCGCUGUACGGGAUGAGCCGGGGGAGCCUGAGGUUCCGAGGGCUCGCGCGCGCCGCCGGCGUCGAGGCCGCGCUCACGCCGGUGGCCGAGGGCGCCGGCGGCGUGGGCCGGGACAUGGCGCGGCGGACGCUCCGGGCGAUGCGCGGGGAGGACGACGAGGCGGCGGUCACGGCCACGGGGCUGCUCGGCCGGCAGUGGGACGACGGGAGCGUCGUGUCGGAGGGGCUCGUGUCGAUCCGGCGGCCGCCGCCGCGCCGGAGCAGCUACGGCGCCGGGGCGUCCGGGUCAAACACCACGCAGUUCUGAAAAGUCAAAGUCUUCGCUUCUCUUCUUUUAUUUCUUUCUUUUUUAUUUCUUUUUUUUUUUGCUGGCUCUUGUUGAAGUAUUUGGAACUGUAUUUGCCAUAGGCCCCAAAAAAUCUGGUGGUUAACUACUUCUGAUGAAUGGUGUUGGUGUAAUUGGAUGGUGGAUUCUUUUGUUGGAAUUAAGCUGUAAUUUAAUUGGAUCUUUGCACAUGUUAAAUUCUUUAUGACUGAAUAGUGGAACCUAGAACUGUGACACCUAUCCAAAUUAGGUCUGUACAUUAAUCCAUCGGUUCUCUUAGAAGGUAUGUAUGUAUGUAUGUGUUACUGGGAUUUCUGAGUUCUUUUUCCUGUUCUUGUGAAAUAUUUGGGAUGUCGGUGUUCUUUUUUUCUAAAAAUAA